This is a messenger RNA of Alternaria atra, 1878 nucleotides long. RefSeq lists its product as uncharacterized. Gene Ontology annotation, molecular function: transmembrane transporter activity. The transcript has a single exon. Gene Ontology annotation, biological process: transmembrane transport. NCBI's taxonomy places the organism in Eukaryota, Fungi, Ascomycota, Dothideomycetes, Pleosporales, Pleosporaceae. Bases 1 to 1878 code for a protein of 625 amino acids. The record is from RefSeq and is a predicted model, not a curated record.
AUGACUACAACUACAGCAACUACAGAGCACAAAGUCGACUUCCUCAUAACAGAGGAAGAACUCGGAAUUAAACCGCUUCCCGAAGUACACCAAGACUCCCAUAAUACCCUCUCCCGCCGCCUCAGCCGACCUACGCUACCUCCCUCCCUUCCAUCUCAAACCCCCUCCGCCAGAUGGACUCGAUCCGAAGGUUUCUGGCGCUCCUUCAUCGCCAUAUGCAUCCCGCUUCUCCUCUCCGCUCUCGAAGGGACUGUGACCAAUACCGCUCUCCCCACCAUCUCCGAGGCCUUGGAUCUCGGCACAAAGUUCUCCUGGGUCGCCACGGCGUUUCUCCUCGCGAGCACCAUCUUCCAACCCCUGUAUUCCCAGUUUGGAGACAUGUGGGGGAGGAAGAUACCUAUGAUGGCUGCUGUAGCCGUUUUUGCUGUGGGUUCUGCAAUUUGCGGUGGUGCGCAGAAUGGUGCUGUGCUCAUUGCUGGACGCAUUGUUCAGGGUUUGGGGACCGGUGGCAUUGAUCUGUUUGCUGAGAUGGUUCUUUGUGACAUCGUCCCGUUGAGGAAGAGAGGUCCGUACUUGGCUAUCAAGCAUGUUGCUUUCGCUAUUGGCACCACGCUCGGUCCACUGUUGGGAGGUGUUUUUGCGGAGCAUGGCUGGAGAUGGUGUUUCCUCAUCAACAUACCUGUCUGCGCCAUCUCGUUGGUAGUCAUCUGGCUGUGGUUGAAGGUCGGUGGUGGCAUCAACACUGCCGAGGUAUCCCUCAAGGAAGAGUUGAAAAGGGUGGAUUAUGUAGGAAGUGGUAUGCUCACUGGCUCCAUUCUCAUGCUCCUCGUCGCACUCAGUACAGGUGGCGCACCAAAAGCCUGGUCUCACGUCGCUGUUGUCAUACCCAUGGUCUUCGGUAUCCUCGGUCUUAUCGGAUUUGGCUUCUGGGAACGCUGCUCCUACUGCAAAUACCCCAUCAUGCCGCCCCAUGUCUUCUCAAACCGCACCACUAAUAUUACCUUUACACUCACCGCAAUGCAUGGCUUCAUAACCUAUGGCUUCCAAUUCUACCUACCGCCCUUCUUCCAAGCCGUCAAGGGUUCCUCGCCGACUCAAUCCGGUCUAGAAGUCAUGCCCGCCACCCUCGUCGUUGUCAUCCUAGCAGCAAUCGGUGGCCCCUUACUGAGCUUCUGGGGCAAGUACAAGCCCAUGCACAUCGCCGGCUUCGCCUUAAUGACCCUCGGCCUAAGUCUCUGCACACUCCUCAACGCCAAGUCCUCAAUCGGCGUCUGGCUAUCCCUCCAACUUGUCACCGCAGCAGGUCUAGGUAUAGUAAUCAGCACCAUGCUGCCCGCUGUCCAAGUCAAACUCCCCGAGUCCACAACUGGCGCGAGCGCAGGCUCCUGGGCUUUUCUCCGUGGCACGGGUUCACUCUUCGGCGUCGCGAUCCCUGGUGCGGUCUUCAACAUACGUUUCGCCUCCUUGCUCCCCACCAUCUCUUCUGAAUCUGCCCGCGCUAGAUUGUCCAACGGCCAAGCCUACCAACGCGCAACUGCUUCUUUCAUCGCCACGCAGGCCACCUCGCUUACCAUCAAGGCUGAGAUCAUAAGCGCCUUCACCCAGAGUCUCAAGUGCGUGUGGAUGGUUUUUGCUAUACUUGCUGGCAUGGGCUUUUGUCUGACGUGGUGGGAGAAGCAGUACAAAAUGCGCAAAGAACUUAAUACGGCGUAUGGGCUUAAGCCGAGGAAGGUGGGUGGUAGUGCGAAGACGAGCUCUGAUGGGCUGGAUACGGGUGUUGCUACGCCUGUAGAUGUUGAUGAGGAGGAAAUUGGCAAGACGGUGGGAACAAUGGGAGAGGAUUUUGGGUGUGCAAUCGAGGUCGAUGGUGAUGUCUAG